UCUCUCUCUCUCUCUCUCGCGCGCUCUCUCCUCCGCCGCGGAGCUGCGCGUGGGUCGGCCGUGCGCUGGGUCGGACACUGCGAACCCCAAACCUCCGCCAGGCACCGCGGCGAGUCCCCUCCGCCGCGAUGAGCGCCGUUUGACCAACCGACGUGACAGGACUUGUCUGCAGUGAGAAAUGCAUUAGAAGGAGCAGCUUUAUCACCACUCGCAUCAUCUUCAUCAUCCUCAAUCCUGUAUAGUUGAUUUCCCCGAAAUGACCUCUUCCGCUGGGACUGACUCUGACCCAUCACCUUUCCUCCAGCUUCAAGAGGUGGGCUCUACCAAGGCCCAGGAGAGAGCUCCCUCCCCGGGGACGCUGCCCCAAGUCUACACCCCUCCUGUGGGAGUGGACAGCCACACGGUUUGCAUCCCUUCUCUGUACACUGACGGCAGCCUUGAGUACAACCACGCCCAAGGACCUCUAAGCUUCUACAGCCCCUCUGUGCUGAGCUACAGCCGGCCGUCUGUUUCUGACAGCCCCUCCUCUUUGUACCCGCCACUCAGCCCCUCGCUCUUCUGGCCAGCCCACAGCCACCCCAACGUGCCCGCCUUAACCCUGCACUGCCCCCAGCCUUUGGUUUACAAUGAGCCCACCCACCAUGCCCCCUGGAUAGAGACCAAACACCAAGGCAUCGGCACUAACAGCUGUAACAAGUUUCUUGGGAAGAGGACUGAGGAGGGAGUGGAAGGGCUCGACCCCUCCUCCUCGACGUCGUCGUCUUUGGCUUUGGUGGGCGGUAAGGCCGACAUGCACUUCUGUGCCGUGUGCCAUGACUACGCCUCGGGUUACCACUACGGCGUGUGGUCCUGCGAGGGCUGCAAGGCCUUCUUCAAAAGGAGCAUCCAGGGGCACAAUGACUAUAUUUGCCCCGCCACGAACCAGUGCACUAUCGACAAGAACCGACGCAAGAGCUGCCAGGCCUGCCGCCUACGCAAGUGCUAUGAAGUGGGCAUGAUGAAGUGUGGGGUGAGGCGGGAACGCUGCAGCUACAGGGGGACUAGGCACCGGCGCAGCGGGGCCCAGCCCAGGCAUUCGACGGGGAGCAGGGGACUGGUCAGGGUGGGGCUGGGGUCACGUGGCCAACCGCACCUCCACCUGGAGGCCUCUCUCCCCUUUCUACCUCCCCUCCCCCAGGUUAACAAGGCGCACCACUCAGCCAUGAGCCCGGAGCAGUUCAUCUCCCGUAUCAUGGAGGCGGAGCCUCCGGAGAUCCACCUCAUUGAUGAACUGAAGAAGCCCUUCACCGAGGCCAGCAUGAUGAUGUCCCUCACCAACCUAGCCGACAAGGAACUGGUGCUAAUGAUCAGCUGGGCCAAGAAGAUCCCUGGCUUUGUGGAGCUGAGCCUGGCGGACCAGAUUCACCUGCUGAAGUGCUGCUGGUUAGAGGUCCUGAUGCUGGGUCUCAUGUGGAGAUCUGUGGACCACCCUGGAAAACUCAUCUUCUCCCCCGACUUCAAACUCAACAGGGAAGAGGGCCAUUGUGUGGAGGGCAUCGUGGAGAUCUUUGACAUGCUGCUGGCAGCCACCUCUCGUUUCCGUGAGCUCAAAUUACAAAGGGAGGAGUACGUCUGCCUGAAAGCCAUGAUCCUCCUAAACUCUAACAUGUGCAUCAACUCCUCAGAGACGGAGGAGGAGGCGGAGAGCAGGAAUAAGCUCCUGCGUCUGCUGGACUCGGUGAUUGAUGCCCUGGUGUGGGCCAUCUCCAAGUUGGGCCUCUCCUCGCAGCAGCAGACGCUACGCCUCGGCCACCUCACCAUGCUGCUCUCCCACAUCCGCCACGUCAGCAACAAAGGCAUGGACCACCUCUCCACCAUGAAGCGGAAGAACGUGGUGUUAGUUUAUGACCUCCUCUUGGAGAUGCUGGAUGCCAACACAUCCAUCAAAAGCAGCACCAGUCACAUGUCGUCCCCGAUCGUCUCUGACUACGGCCAUGAGCAGAAGCCCCAGGCCAGCGCAGGUCCAGACCAGGCCACCUCCCAGCCGACCACUAAAGAGACCUCCCUCCUGGAGACUCACUUCCAGGAGCAGAGUUUACAACCGCGCCCUCCUCACCUGCCUGAGAUCUCAGAGGAGGCUCACACUGCUGUGGAGAGCAAUAGAUACAUCCAGUCAGAACAGUGGCCAGUGGAGACGGGUGAUGUGGGGUCCUUGGUAGAAGAGACAGACUACAUCAUCACAGAGCGCAUUGACAUGGGAGCCAUCUGAAGCUGGUUCAGUUUACUGGAGCGACUGGCCCGACAAGAGAGAAGCUGGAAUUGGGAUUUGGACUGAGCCAUAACUGUUCUGUGGGAGAAGGUGGGGGUAAGGAGGUGAGUCGGGUUAAAUCCAGCAAAGGAUCACCACAGAAGAAGAAUGCUAAAUACUGAAUGAGUAAGGUAAAUAUUCUGUUCUCUUUGCAAGAUGUUUUUGGUCCGUGGGAAAAAAAAACCCCACACAUUUCUAACAGUGAAGUAUUUUGGUUUUUUGGUUUUGUUUUUUGAUUGAAUGUAUAUUUUGUGUUUGUAAUAUUUCCUGUGAAUGUGCACAUGGUGGUCACGAGUACCUCUCUGAGCCUCUGCCAGUCCAAUUGAGCUUUUUUGAUAUGCAGUAUUUGAAUUUUUUCACCUGUGUGUAACUUUGAGAACAAGCCAUACCAUUGACAGUGACUUACUUAAAGGUGCGUGUGGUCUACACAGUUAA
Messenger RNA from Lampris incognitus (smalleye Pacific opah), 2722 nucleotides. It is a transcript of the gene esr2b, whose product is annotated as estrogen receptor 2b. Gene Ontology annotation, cellular component: nucleus. The transcript has 10 exons. NCBI's taxonomy places the organism in Eukaryota, Metazoa, Chordata, Actinopteri, Lampriformes, Lampridae. Gene Ontology annotation, biological process: regulation of DNA-templated transcription; cellular response to estradiol stimulus; estrogen receptor signaling pathway. Gene Ontology annotation, molecular function: sequence-specific DNA binding; nuclear receptor activity; zinc ion binding. The record is from RefSeq and is a predicted model, not a curated record. The coding region runs from base 257 to 2248 and encodes 663 amino acids.